Phoenix dactylifera (date palm) is the source of this 3305-nucleotide messenger RNA. Its product is annotated as phosphatidylinositol 4-phosphate 5-kinase 2-like. The record is from RefSeq and is a predicted model, not a curated record. Lineage: Eukaryota; Viridiplantae; Streptophyta; Magnoliopsida; Arecales; Arecaceae. Gene Ontology annotation, biological process: phosphatidylinositol phosphate biosynthetic process. Gene Ontology annotation, cellular component: plasma membrane. Gene Ontology annotation, molecular function: ATP binding; 1-phosphatidylinositol-4-phosphate 5-kinase activity.
CCCUUCCGCAUCCUCCAGAUCCCCUGCAACGUUCCCUAGGCCAAGGGCAAAGCGCAACACCGCAAAGCAAAAGGCCGGUUCUCUCUCUCCUCUCUUCUUCUCUCCUUGCUCUCUUUUUAUAGCGUUUUUUUCUUUUAAGAGAGGAUUUCUCUUUUCCAUCACCUCAUCUUCUGGUAUAGUCCUCUGGCCCUUGUGGUGUGGUCUCGCUUCCUUUUUUUUCCUCUUUCUGGAAGGCGAGAAAGGGUGCGAGCGAGCUCCCGGAGAGGGAUCUGGAGAAAUGCGGGCUCCGAUCGAGGGAGAUUAGGGCUCGAGAGCGGCGGCGGAAGAAUGCGGCACUUGGGCGCGGAGGGCGACGCAAGCUCCACCAAGAGACGAGGAGGAGGCGGCAGCGAGGAGGAGGAGGGGGAGGAAAGGGAGAAGCCGUUGCUGGCGGCGCCGCUGGCAAGGGUCACGACCGUGGCCGUAGCGCACCAUCACCACCACCACCACCACCACCACCAUCACCAGCCGAGGAACAGAUCACAGGGCGGUGGGCGGCGGGUGACGCCGACCACCGGCCUAGGGGAGGGGGAAGCCGAGGCGGUGGUGGAGAAAGUGCUGCCGAACGGGGAUCUGUACAAGGGAGGGUUCGCCGGGAACCAGCCGCACGGGAAGGGGAAGUAUCUCUGGGCUGACGGGUGCAUGUACGAGGGGGAGUGGCGGCGGGGGAAGGCGGCCGGGAAGGGCAAGUUCUCGUGGCCGUCUGGGGCGACCUUCGAGGGCGAGUUCCGGUCCGGGCGGAUGGAGGGCUUCGGGACGUUCACCGGAUCGGAGGGCGACACGUACCGGGGGUCGUGGAUCGCAGACCGGAAACACGGGUACGGGAGCAAGUGGUACGCGAACGGGGACUACUACGAGGGGACGUGGCGGCGGAACCUCCAGGAGGGGCACGGCCGGUACUUGUGGCGGAACGGGAACCAGUACGUCGGGGAGUGGCGGAACGGGGUCAUCUCCGGUCGCGGGGUCCUCAUUUGGGCCAACGGCAACCGCUACGACGGCCAGUGGGAGAACGGUGUCCCCAAGGGGAGCGGCGUCUACUCCUGGCCGGACGGUAGCUGUUAUGUCGGCAGCUGGAGCAAGGGCGAGCCGAAGACCCUUAAUGGCACCUACUGCCCGGGCGCCGGCGGCGGACGGAAGGAGAUCGCCGGCGGGAGGAGGAGCCCCUUCUCGCCUCUGGCUGAUGCACUGUUGCCGGCAUCGAGGAAGAGGUCGUCGGUGGACGGAGCGCCGGGGAGGGUGAGCGCCGCCACCGCCGAGAAGAACUUCCCCAGGAUCUGCAUCUGGGAGUCGGACGGCGAGGCUGGGGACAUCACGUGCGAUAUCAUCGACACGCUCGAGGCGUCGAUGCUGUACAGGGACGGGACUUCCUUCGAGCCGGGCGGCGAGGACCUCGGAGCCGGUCAGCGGCGCCGGAGCCCGGGCAGCUUGACUGCAGGGGAUGUGAAGAAGCCCGGGCAGACGAUUUCCAAAGGCCACAAGAACUACGAUCUCAUGUUAAACCUUCAAUUGGGCAUCAGAUACUCUGUUGGGAAGCCAGCUUCGAUGCAGAUGAGAGACCUCAGACCAGCAGAUUUCGACCCAAGGGAGAAGUUUUGGACGAGGUUUCCUCCCGAGGGAUCCAAGAUUACUCCACCCCACCAGUCUGUCGAGUUUCGGUGGAAGGAUUAUUGCCCCAUGGUCUUCAGACACUUGAGAAAGUUGUUUUCUGUGGAUCCGGCUGAUUAUAUGGUCGCUAUCUGUGGGGAUGACGCAUUGAGGGAACUGUCUUCGCCUGGGAAGAGUGGGAGUUUCUUCUACCUGACCCAGGAUGACAGAUUCAUGAUCAAGACAGUGAAAAAAUCUGAAGUAAAGGUACUUAUUAGGAUGUUACCCAGUUAUUAUGAACAUGUUCGUCGAUAUGAGAACUCGCUAGUCACAAAGUUCUAUGGUGUGCACUGUGUAAAGCCAAUAGGUGGGCAGAAGGUCCGUUUCAUUGUAAUGGGCAAUCUGUUCUGCUCAGAGUAUCGUAUCCACAGGCGAUUUGACCUGAAAGGCUCAUCCCAUGGUCGAACAACUGAUAAGGCUGAAGCAGAGAUUGAUGAGACGACCACCCUCAAGGACCUUGACCUCAAUUUUGUAUUUCGCCUGCAAAGACAUUGGUUUAAAGAAUUUAUUCUACAAAUUAAGCGGGACUGUGAAUUCUUGGAAGCAGAGAGGAUUAUGGAUUAUAGUCUCUUGGUGGGACUUCACUUCCGCGAUGAUGUUUCAGCUUCUAAGAUGGGUCUAUCUCCAUACAUUGCUUCUCCAAAUUUUUUUGGCGAGAGGGAAUCAUUUCGAGGUGGAGGGAGAUUGUCCGAGUUUCGCUUCUCAGUGUCAGGCUGUCAGGAUAUGGAUUGGAUUCUGGACGGCUGGAAGCCAUUGAUUCGGUUGGGUGCAAACAUGCCGGCAAGAGCAGAGCACGUGCUGAGGAGUGAAUCCGAGCCAUGUCCUCUGAUUGGAGGAGGGUUGUUGACAUCUACCCAAAGUGGUGAAAUCUAUGAUGUGAUCCUCUAUUUUGGGAUAAUUGACAUCCUCCAGGAUUAUGAUAUCGCUAAGAAGCUGGAGCAUGCCUACAAGUCAUUGCAGGCGGAUCCGAAUUCCAUCUCAGCAGUGGAUCCGAAGCUCUACUCCAGAAGGUUCCAAGACUUCAUAAGUAAAAUCUUUGUGAAGGACGAGUGAUAAGGAAAUAAACAGAACAGACACCUAGGACAAAAUUUGAGCAUCCACAGUAGAAAUGUUCAGGAAAAAAAAGACCGAAUUAGAUAGAACCAUGGAGGAGGGACUUCUGUGAUUUGAGGGAUGUUCUAUGUGCGCUCAGCAGCCAUCGGCAAUUGAUGCAUAUUUAUAUAUCUGCAGCUCCAUGGUAGGAAGGGGAGAGCUGAAAAUGCUGACGAAUUGGGGACAUGUUUUGCUCAUGGGGAAGCAAUUACAAGGUUGCUAUAACUGGCGGGUAAGGCUGAAUUUUGAAGCUCAGCCAUGGGGAAGGCUUGUACAUGCAAUUUGGUGAGGAGAAUUGGAUUUUAGAUUUUUUUUUCUUCCUCUUUUUUUCCUUUUCUUCCUGCUGCUUUGUUUCUUCUUUUUUUUUUUGGCCCCCUAAUGUUAAGAUAGGGAGGGAUUAGAAUUUUUAUUUCCUUAAAAGAAGGAUUCUUAAGUUAUUGGUUAUGUAAUAAGAAAUGUACAUGCAGACAACGGUCAUGAGGAUGGCUGAAUCAGAUUUAAAUUACCCACUGCUGUAUGUUGGCCGCUCA